UUUAAACGAAUUGAAUAUUGAUAUUUAUGAAUCAUAAUCGAGAUAAUUAAGAAUAAUAUUUUGAGUGUGAAUUGUGAUAUUCCUUUAUAUUUAUUUUACAAUUUCCAGAGUAUGUAGUAUUUGGAAUUUGUCAUUUGUUUUCGACUAUGGAGGUCUCCGGCGCAGGGAAGUCAACUAAUGCAUCCCUAUCAUUUAAAUACAAUGCAAAUAAUGAACAACUGGAAGAACUGUAUAGUAUUAGUGAUGAUGAUCCUCCCACACCUCAAUGUGAUGCACCAUCUAGCACCCAGAGUGAAAAUGCUAGUCCUAAGCGUGGUGACAAGUCUGCAUCUAUUUUAGAAAAAUAUUUCAAGUCUAUUAGGGCAGAGAAACCUUCAGAAAAGAAUGAAGAUGUGAAACCUGUAGAUUCUAAGCAAAUAGAUGAGCCAAAACCACCUAAGGAAGUGACAUCUUCCCCCAUGAAGGAAUAUUUAAACCGUUUGGGAAAGAGAAGCACCUCUGAAGCAGCCCCAGAUGCAAAAGAAAGUAAUGAAACAUGGAAGAUAUUCCAUGAUUUCAAAUUCAAAAUAGCUCAGGCAGUAGAAGAUAUGAAGACACGGUCUGUUGAUGAAACAAAAGAGAAAAGUGUCCCUAGAGACAAUUCUAUGUCUGAUUCAGAAGAAAAUUCAGCCAUCAAAGAUUCUGAUCAGCAGAGCAUUGGGGACACUGACAACCAGGUGUCCUCGCUUGAUAGUAGCAUGCAGAAUUUGUCUGAGAUGACCCAGCCCAUAACUGCAAAAGCGGCAGAACGCGAAUCAAGUCUUCCUGUCGAUACCAAAAACUAUUCAGAUUCCAGUGAUGAUACACACAAAAAUUUAGUUCACAGUGAUUCAGCUGACAUUUCAAAAGACUUCCUAAAUGAUGGCAAUUUGAUGGAUGUAGAGUCUGGUGUUGAGGCUUUAGAAGAUACAACAGAUGGUUUUGGCGAUAUCACGCAUAUGGAAGGAGAAAAUCUACAGGGCACCAAGUCUAUAGAGAAUAGUCCUAAACGAACGCCGCCCGCGCCAAAUAGUCUGCCUCCAAGCAAGAGCAAUCUUAAAUCACACGAGCCUAAACAAAAGACUUAUUUCCUAAAUUUUUCUAUGUAUUUCUUAACAUUUUUAUUACUCGUAAACUAUGUUUUAUUUCCUAAAUGGAAUGUUUGGAAUGGAUUUAUAUUAGGUAUAUGGUUCUUUUGUUUUGCUAGCAAUCUCAAGCAGUGGUUAUUAGAUAAUUACUUUACCGAUGAACCAAAAAAAAAUAGUUUCUUCCACUUGAAAUGUAACAGUACUGUGCCUGUGUCGUAUAUUAUACCUUCUGUCAAGGAGCAUACGCCGUUAAAGAAGUAUGAGGGCUGGAUAAAUCACUACAGAUUCCCAGACUACGAUCCAUAUGCGUACCAUAUUAAUAAGACAACAACAGCAUUUAUGAAACUGGAAGGUUGCAACUUGAGAAUAUCGUACACAAAAACGAAAGUGCCAAAGAAAGCGUUGUGGGAUGAAAAGAUUGAAAAUAUUGUGUUUUACCAGCAUAGACUGUAUAACCUGACUGGAGCACGAGUCAUAUUAUUACCUAAAGGACUUGUGCGAAGAAGACAAUGGAGCAAAAAAUAUCCAAUCUGUAUAAUACUCAAUGAAAAAGAGAAGAUUCAAGUAUUAGAAAAAGAGAAUGCAGAAAAGAAGGCUGAGGGCGGGUCGGAUAAGAAAAGUAAAGAUCAGCAAAUACAGCACGAAGUUGAAAGUAUUGACACUAACACUAGUCCGGAGAAGAAGAGGAAGUUUGUAUGGAGAAGACGAGACAAGAGUGCAUCACAUUCUGAAGGAGAAACGGGAAAAGAAGGCCUACGACAUAGAUUUGUUAGAAAAAUACAAAGAGAUAAAAAGACGGACAGCGUGUCGACAUGUACAGAGCCCAACGAAGGUCAAACACCAUCAGAGAGGGCGAUCCACUUUGAGGAGCCGUCAUUCUUUGACGCGGAAAUGGAUCUUACCAGCAAAUCGGCCACCAGUACGAAGGAAGACGAUGAAGAUUUGGAUGACAACGAAUUGAGCAGGAUCAAGGAGUUCCUAGAAGAAGCGGAAUUGGAUACGGCGACCGAAGGCAAUGUAGAGGGCGAAUGGAGCGUGCACGUGAAGCAUUCCAAGGACAAACAUUCACACUUGUACUUUUUCACACGCACCGGCCGCGAUAAGCAUGAAUGGUUUCGGCGACUGAACAUAGCCAUAUCAGAGGCGAAUGCAUCUGCUGACACAUCUGCAGCUGAAGACAAGUCGGUCAGCGAGCCAGUAACAGAGAGCAAGGACGGAAUCGAAAUGGCAGUUUAUAAGCUAUCGGAGAAGGACACCGUUGCAUUCGCCAAGACUACUAAUAAAACAAACGACACGGUAUCAGAAGGUGUGACGAUAACAACAUCAUCACAGCCAUUGUCGCUCGAUAUGGAGACAUACGAGAAGAAUUUUUGGCCAUAUCUUCUCAAAAUUAUACAGUCGCACGACACAGCAUACAAACAGACAUCGGAUGUGGGCGUUACGUGUCAGAUAGAACCGACACCUCAUGAGCGUUCUAAGAAUAAAAAGAAGAGAAAAACUGAAGCAAAAAGCGGUACCCGGGAGUGCGAGUGCCGCUCGCUGCCGGCUGAAAUAUCAUGGGUGAACACACUGUUGGCGCGACUCGUAUUUGACGUGAUGCGGGAUCCCAUCAUGAUCACCAAACUACAAAGCCGCAUUCAGAGGAAAUUAAACACCCUCAAGCUGCCGGCGUUCAUGUCGCCGCUGGUGGUGACGGAGCUGUCGCUGCGGGGCGCGUGUCCGCUGGUGCAGGGCGUGGCGGCGCCGCGCUGCGACGACCGCGGCGUGUGGCUCGACGCCGACCUGCGCUACGACGGCGGCGCGUACAUCACCAUACUCACGCAGCUCAACCUCAUGAAGCUCAAGGAGAAGAAUUUGACGUUAGAAGACCAACUAUUAGCAAAUAACGAAAACGUUGUAGAAAACGAUUUGAAUACGUCGGUGACUGGCGUUGUGUUCUCUGAAAAACAAUUGAGGAAACGGAAACCAGCUAUAUAUGAUUCGGAAGUGGAAGAUUCAGCCGAGUCAAGUAGCGACGACGAGAGUCCGCCGCUACAACCUGUUGACAGCGCCGAUAACAUACCACUCUCGGAUACUGCGUCUACAACAACUGAAGGAGGUUCAUCGAAAAAGAAGUUUUUAAGAAUGGUUGAUAAAAUAGCAACAAAUAAAUAUUUUCAACAGGUGACGGAUUAUAAGUACGUGAAACGGGCAAUGGAAGGCUUGUCCAACACAGACAUCAAACUUCAACUCGAACUGCAAGGAUUGGAGGGCCGACUCGCUGUAAACCUGCCACCUCCGCCACAUGAUCGGAUUUGGAUCGGGUUUAGCACAAACCCACACCUGGUGCUAAAAGCGCGGCCGGCGGUGGGCGCACGAACUCUACGCUUCGCUCACAUCUCCAACUGGAUCGAACAGAAGCUCAGUAAGGAAUUCGAAAAGGUUCUCGUACUGCCCAACAUGGAGGAUAUUAUCGUUGACGUCAUGACGCCUACGCCCAUCGAUUUCGAUUAAACGCCAUGGUAUUAGCCUGUGUCACUAUUAUAAUAUAUACAAUUCUCAAAAAAAUAUGGGCACCCAAGCGAAGCUGGGACGGGCUACUAGCUACAACACUAGUUGGCACUGCACAGUAGUAAAACAAGGUUUUGUAUGAUAAAUAAUAUUGUAACGGUAUAAAAUGGGCUAUAUGGCGAUAAUGAAUAUGUCAAAGGAGCCAUAUAUAUAUUUGAAUUGUAUAUCUAUGACUAUCAAUAAAAUUUACAAAUGUUGUCUUCAAUACGCCGCCUACUAUUUUAAAUAAUUAAGUAAACAACAAAUGGCGUUGUGUCGUAGUUUUUUUUUUAUUAUUGCCGUUUAAUUAUCAUCAAUAUAUGGCGAUCUACAAAAGUACGAAGUCACAGAACACUACGUAUUUAUAAAAGAGUUAUAAUUUAUUAUAGCAACCUAAAAGGUAUGUUUAAAAAGGUAAACAUUGCAAACCAAUAAUAUAGAAAUAUUAAUAUUAUUGCGGUUUACGUUGAAUACGAAUUGGAUAUAUACAAAUUAUUAUUUUAAGCGUUGAAUAUGUACCGUUUUCGUGCAACGAUUGGCGUCUUAUAAAUGUGAGGCCAUCACUAGUUUAGCUAAUGUACGGCGGUACAUACACAUUUAGCAUUUAUAUUUAGAAAAUAUUUAGAAUGUAAAUAAUUAUUUUCGUUCCGAAUGUUGAAUACCUUUUCCACGUUGUAUGUAAAUAUAAAAGUUAGAAAAACAAAUGUAUUAAAGUUUAAUGAAGAGGUCUGUUGAAAAUAUGGAUGUGGUUAAUUUUAGAGUAUUAGCUAGAUUUUUUAUGUUAAAUUGUUGUGUAAUGUUUUAUAAUAUGAGCAUGAUUACUUUU
This is a messenger RNA of Achroia grisella, 4461 nucleotides long. Its product is annotated as testis-expressed protein 2. Bases 147 to 3599 code for a protein of 1150 amino acids. Gene Ontology annotation, molecular function: lipid binding. The record is from RefSeq and is a predicted model, not a curated record. Gene Ontology annotation, cellular component: endoplasmic reticulum. Lineage: Eukaryota; Metazoa; Arthropoda; Insecta; Lepidoptera; Pyralidae. The transcript has 21 exons.